Molecule: messenger RNA, 2677 nt
Organism: Silurus meridionalis
Lineage: Eukaryota; Metazoa; Chordata; Actinopteri; Siluriformes; Siluridae
Product: CLK4-associating serine/arginine rich protein
Source: RefSeq, a predicted model, not a curated record
UGAGGGGUGUGCACUGUAGCAGUUAGCUAGCAAACAAUGCAAACGGCGCAGGCAAAGCGACGUCCUAACUUUCAGCUCUAGCGCCUGUCCUAUUUGCACACUUGUGGGGGGGAAAUACUCCAGUUAUUUCUUUCUAUAAGUAAAACAAAACAAACAGCAGCCGUGCCCCGCCGCGCACCGACCCCCAGCGGAGCUGUCAUGUGGCAGGAGGCCCGCAAACAUGAGCGCAAGUUGCGCGGUAUGAUGGUGGACUACAAGCGUCGUGGGGAGCGACGGCGGGAAUACUAUGAAAAGAUUAAAAAGGAUCCAGCUCAGUUCCUGCAGGUUCAUGGCCGUGCCUAUAAAAUCCACCUCGAUCCGGCUGUAGCCCUAGCUGCAGAGAGUCCAGCCAACAUGAUGCCUUGGCAGGGUGACACCAAUAAUAUGAUUGACAGGUUUGAUGUGAGGGCGCACUUGGACUACAUUCCGCCUUAUACGCCUUCUCUGAUGAGCACGACGACUCCUGAGCAGGAGAGCGAGGAGAGGAAGUGCAAUUAUGAACGUUACCGAGGCCUGGUGCAGAACGACUUUGCUAACAUCUCUGAGGAGCAGUGUUUGUAUCAGAUCUACGUGGACGAGCUAUAUGGAGGCCUGCAGAAACCAAACGAGGAUGAAAAGAAAAAGCUUGCUGAAAAAAAGGCUCAAAUUGGCUACACGUAUGAGGACAGUACAGUUACAGAAUCUGAUGCCCGGUCAGAUAAAGGGGAUGAGGAGAACUCGGAGAACAGCGAGUCUGAGGAGGAUGAAGUAAUUCCUGACAUUGAUGUCGAGGUGGAUGUGGAUGAAUUAAACCCAGAGCAGGUGAUGGAGGUGAACAAGAUGGCCACUCCGUAUGGCAUGGCAGAAGGAGACUUCGUCUGGAUGUUGAGAAAGGACAAGGAGGAAGUGGAGGCCAUAAAGCAUGCCAAAGCCCUGGAGGCCGAAAAGGCAAUGUACUCGGGCCGGCGCUCACGCAGACAAAGGCGAGAGUUCAGAGAAAAGUAUAUGAAAGGCAGACAGAUCAGCCCUCCCAGCUAUGCCAGAAGAGACAGUCCGACCUAUGACCCCUACAAGCGUCCCCAAUCUGAGUCAAGUUCCGAGUCCCGCUCUCGCUCACGUUCUCCAGGCAACGAUAAGAUCACAUUCAUCACCAGCUUUGGGGGCAGUGACGAAGAAGGCGCUGCAGCUGCACAAGCCCCAGCUACCGCCCAGUCAACCCAUGCUCCCUCCAACCCUGCAGGUCAUAGCAGGGGCUCCCGAAGGAGACGCUCUUCUUCCAGCCGCUCAUCAUCCUCCUCACGUUCUACCUCACACCGCUCAUCUCGUUCGUCUUCGCGCUCCCGGCGUGGUCGACGUGCACGCGGAGGACGUGACCGAGAUGGUCGCCGUUCGCGAUCCCGCUCACCCCGCCACCGCUCGGACUCUCGGUCAUGGCAACACGGAGGACGAGGAAGCAGUUCUAGGAGACGCUACGAGAGGACACGCUCUCGCUCCACAGACAGAGACAGAGAUAGAGGAAGGCACUACACAUCACGCAGAAGAACCAGGUCCCGGUCUCGCUCAGGUGACCGCGGUCGCCGUGGUGGUCGGAGUUCUGGGUACAGGAGAGGUGCCAGCAGCAGCCGGAGCCCAUCUCGCUCACUUCCUGCUAGUAGUAGCCCCUCCCCUUCGUCUCGAUCUGCCCAGCCCACCGCCACUGCUGUACCUGACAAACUGAGAAAGCCUGAAACUCCGGGUGGUAAAGAGACGGGAGCUGCCAAACCCAAGAUGACCCCCCAAGAGAAGCUGAAGCUGCGCAUGCAGAAGGCUCUCAACAAGCAAUCCAAGGCGGAUAAGAGGGCAGCACAGGUCAAAAUUCAGCAGCAGGAGCACAAGCGGCAGGAACGAGAAGGAGUGCUGAGAGCUAUGGCACGCAAAAUUCGCAUGAAGGAAAGAGAGCGACGAGAGAAAGAGAGAGAUGAGUGGGAGCGGCAAUACGGCCGCCAGAGUCGCUCGCCCUCACCCAGUUCCAAAUACAGUCGGGAUUAUGGCUCGUACAGAAGGAGGUCGCGUUCAAGGUCACGGAGCCCACACUAUCGGUACUAAACACGAGCCUAUUACUGAUAGAAGACAGUGGAUUUAGGAAGAAAAACAGGCAGACUAUUUAAGGCACAUGUAUGAAAAGAAAACCGAAAGGUAGUUGGGGGUAAUUUUGCUCCUGAUUUCACCCUGUUUAAAGGUCAGACUACCCUGUGGUAUAAAUGAAUGUCUGAUUUCAACAGAAACUUUUUCCUCCCUCAUCUUAUGUUUUAGUGCAUCCAGAGGUACAGAGAUGCAUUAAUAUUCUUCUAAAGCAGGAAAAGUCUAUGUAUGAAUGUAAACUGCUUUUGCAGAGAGGUUAGCUGUAUAUAGGAUUAAUUAUUUCCAGUGUGUCCUCAUUUUGUAUCUCCGACUGACUUUUCCCAUCACAAAAAUCAAUUGUCUUGAAGGCAUGAAAGACCCAGACCCAACGUUGUAUAUAAUGUGUUCACAUGACAAUUCGUGACCACUUCAGAGCUGUGGUGGGAAACAUUUCACUCUCAAGCUGUAAAUACCAGUCUGCCAUCCAUGUUGUUUUACCCAAAAUCGACUGCAAUAUGCUCAAUUGCUCAAAUAAAAUGCUUCCAAAGUAUUACAAAUA